CACCAGCCGUGGUCUGGUCGGCUUUUCCCUGUUGGAGGAAGUUAAUGGUUUAAGUGAGGGGCAUCUGGAGCUGGUCCCUGAAUCACCAUGACACUUCUGGGGUCUGAGCACUCCUUGCUGAUUCGGAGCAAGUUCAGAUCAGUUUUGCAGCUACGGCUUCAGCAGAGAAGGACCCGUGAGCAGCUGGCAGACCAAGGCAUCAUGCCACCACUGAAAAGCCCAUCCUCAUUCCAUGAACAGCGAAAAAGUCUGGAGCGAGCCAAGACUGAAGAUUAUCUCAAGCACAAGAUCAGAAGCAGGCCUGAGAGAUCAGACCUGGUCAAUAUGCACAUUUUACAAGACUCAGCUGCAGAGGGGUCCAUUCAGUCUACUCAAAUGAAGCUGAAAAGAGCCCGACUGGCAGAUGAUCUCAAUGAAAAGAUUGCUCUCAGGCCGGGUCCUUUGGAGCUGGUGGAGAAGAAUAUUAUUCCUGUCGACUCCGCUGUGAAAGAGGCCAUAAAAGGCACCCAGGUCAGCUUCCCCAAGGCCGCGGACGCCUUCGCCUUCGAGGAGGACAGCAGCAACGACGGGCUGUCCCCGGAGCAGGCGCGGAGCGAGGGCUCCCCGGGCCCCGCCGAGCCGCCGCCGGCCGCCAAGGGCCCAGAGCCCGCCGCGGGUCCCGCGCCUCAGUCCAAAUCAUCCAGUGACAGCAAGAACCGUCACAAAAAGCCCAAGGACACCAAGCCCAAGGUGAAGAAGCUGAAGUAUCACCAGUACAUCCCUCCAGACCAGAAGGCAGAGAAGUCCCCUCCACCCAUGGAUUCUGCAUAUGCCAGACUCCUCCAGCAGCAGCAGCUCUUUCUGCAGCUCCAGAUCCUCAGCCAGCAGCAGCAGCAGCAGCAACAGCAGCACUUCAGCUACCCAGGGAUGCACCAAGGCCAAGUAAAGCAAUCAAAUGAGCAAAUGGUCAAAAGUUCAAAUUCUUCAUCAACGUCUGUCAACACCACCCCUCUUUCUCCUGUGAAAACCACCUUUUCAGGCCAGACUUGUGUCUCAUCAAUCAAGCCAGGCCCUCUGCCAUCAAACUUGGAUGAUCUGAAAGUGUCAGAACUGAGGCAGCAGCUCCGAAUACGAGGCCUGCCCGUGUCAGGUACCAAAACAGCGCUGAUGGAACGGCUGCGGCCCUUCCAGGAGUGCGGCAGCACCACAGUGCCCAGCUUCAGCGAGAUCACCACCGUCACCUUCCCAGUCACUCCAACCAGCACCCUGUCUAGUUACCAGUCGCAGUCCUCCACAAGCAUGUUAUCCAAUGGCUUCUACCACUUUGGCAGCACCAGCUCCACACCACCCAUCUCUCCAGCCUCCUCCGACCUCUCUGUGAGUGGCUCUUUGCCAGAUACGUUCAACGAUGGGCCCAUGUCUUCUCCACAGUUUGGUCUCCAGCCAUCUCCAGUUCAUGGCAGUGCUGAAGAAAGCCUCAUGAGCAGCAUGAAUGGAGGGAGCAUCCAGCUGGAGCUGGAAGGGAUCGACACAGAGAAAGACAAAAUGCUGGUGGAGAAGCAGAAGGUCAUCAAUGAAUUAACGUGGAAACUGCAGCAAGAGCAGAGGCAGGUGGAAGAGCUACGGAUGCAGCUCCAGAAGCGAAAGAGAAAUAAUGACCUCGAGGAGAAGCAGCAGCCUGCUCAUUUCUUUGGUGUCCCCAUCAAGCAAGAAAACACAGUGUCCAGCUGUCCAUUUGCAUCCAAACAAACUGCCUUGAAAGGUCAAGCCAACAGCUCGGAUAAGUUAAGUAACUGUGGGGUGCCACAGCUGCCUCACAUUGUAAAUAGCCACUGCUUGGAGCAUGCAGGGCAAAGCACCAUCACCUCCUCGACAUUCCUGAGCCCACAGUGCUCCCCCCAGCACUCCCCACUUGGGGCUGCAAAGAGCCCCCAGCACAUCAGCCUGCCGCCCUCUCCCAACAGCCAUUAUCUCCUCUCCGUGUCCCCCAGCUCAGAAGGACGCAGUGGGUCCCCACAGGCCAGCAGCUGCCUUCGCACAGCACCGCAGAUGACACGAAGUCAGCAGAUGGACGAGCUCCUGGAUGUGCUGAUUGAGAGCGGAGAAAUGCCAGCCAAUGCCAAGGAAGAUCAGUCCUGCCUCCAGAAAGUACCUCAGAUAACGGUGUCUACAGGGAACUCCAGCACUGCGCUCCCCAAGGCGUCUGCCCCGUUUGAGCAGGUCUCCUCAGCCCAGCUCCCCUUCGAGCACUGCCCAGGCAGCGGUGAUGCUCACCUCGAGGUGCUGCUGAGCGCCCACAGCCCCCUGGGCAGGGUCAGUGAAAUCGCCCUGCUGAAGAUGGGGGGAGAGGAGUCCCACUUCGAAGGGAUGAUGGAGGGGUUCCCCGGCAAAGCCGCCGACGAACUGCUCCCCUCUCAGGAGAUCUUACAGCCUCCCCUCUCGCCCAUGGACACCCAGCUCUCCCCUUCCCCCGCCGAUGGCACCGGUUUACAGAUGAGCUUCACUGAGUCUCCAUGGGAAACAAUGGAGUGGCUGGACCUGACCCCCCCCAGCUCCGCCACCGGCUUUGGCUCGCUCACCCCUGUGGCUCCCAGCAUCUUCAACAUUGAUUUCCUAGACGUUACCGAUCUCAACCUAAACACCAGCAUGGACCUGCACCUGCAGCAGUGGUGAGAGGGAGGGUGGUGGAGGCAGGAUACAGCAGCCAGCACAGUGUUUCUAUCAUGCCAGAGAACGCACAGGAUGCAGGUGCCACGUCCAGGGGAAACUGGAGUCAUUUUCCCAGCAUAUAAACUGUUUGAAUUUCCAGUUAUGGCUAAUCAACAGCACCGUUGCUCUGGUAGUUUGGUUUUCCUCCAUUGACACAUCCCCACAAAGGACAGCAGUGCCUUUAACAACACUUCUUUAGAUUGAAAAGAACUUUGGUUCUCUUUCUUUUCUCUUUCCCCCCUCCCCAGUUUUAGCAGCCACUCUCGUGAGAACUGGAGCAGCUCAUGACAAAACUGUGUGAUGAGGAGACCUCACCUUGGUGGCAACAGGAAAUCUUGGAGAGGAUAGAGGAUAGCCUGUUGCUGCCCUCUUCUCCUGCCCGCCCGGCCCUUUAGGUGAUCCCGCUAAUCUUGGCCAUGCCCAGGCAGGGAUGUGGGAUCAGGGAGGCUCUGCCCAGCGAGGGUGACAAGCAUACUUCUCCAUACAGCCAGGCUCGCCAAGCUUCCUGCUUCCAGUGCUGUGUUACCCAGUCCCUGCACAGCACUGCUCUAUGUGGAUGAGAGGUGGAGACCCCCCCAUAUUUAUGGUGGCACCUUGUCAUGUCCUCAUGGUGCCUGAGGGGCUGAAAGCCCAGGAACCAUCCUGGCUGCAGUCUGAACUGGACCAGGCUGGAGACUGUGAGCUCUGGAUGUUGGAUGCAGCUGCUCAGGCUGCACAUGCAGGUAUCAAAGGGAUGUGGUAUCCCAGUGGAGCUGCUGCACCCCAGCUAGCAUGGUACAGAUGAAGAGAUGUGUAAUGUGUUUUGGUCCAAGGUAGGAGCAAGUCGUACAGAGAAUAUUAGCCAGGCUUUGGAGGGGCUAUCCUUUGCACAGCCAGAAGUCAGGAUGGAUUUCCACCACCUUGCAUGACCUGGGAGCAGGGAGAGCCAGAAAUGGACACUCAGCAGCCAGCACAUGGGGCAGGGUUGAGCACAUCCUCACUGGGCUGUGCAAGCAUCUGCUGUUGUUGCCUCCACUCCUCAGCCAUCCAUCCCCCCAUUUUUCCCAUCCCUCCUUGAUCCCCAUCAGUCAUCCCCUGGUUCCCAAGUUUACUCCAGCAUCACUGCUCACUCAGCCCAGAGCAAGGCCACCUGGAGAAUGGCUGUGAAUCACUGAGCCUGGAGGAGCUAGUUCUCCUGAAGCUGGCAGAGAUGGAUGCUCUCCUGCAGUGAUGCCUCCCAUUUGAAGUCACCAGCAUUUCUCCUAUGAGUCUCUGUGCAAUAUAUUUCCUCAGGCUCUGGAGAGAAGGAGCCUUUGCUUCACUUCUUGGCUUCCACCAAAGAACUUGCUGCGGACUUGUCUGAUGGACACGUCUACUUCUUUGCAAUUCUGGUUUUGCCAAAGUAAAUAUUGUUGCUGACAAAGAUUGUUAAACUAUUUACAGACUGAGCAUAUUUAAUAUUUGUGUUACUGGAAAGACAGCACAUCGGAGGUGCAGCAGCCGGGGGGGGAGAACCAGCCAUGGUUCCCAUGGGAUGCUCCCCCCAGGGAUGCUGGAGCUGUCGAGGAGGCUGUGCAGCCCCUGCUGUGCCUCCAGCUCGUGGCGUUGUUGCAUGCUGUAUAAAGCACGUGGCGGUAGCUCUCAAGUCGCUAUUUAAAGCACCACUUUUCUAUUGUACAAACGGUCACAGUGCACUGCUGGGGGAGAGGGUC
Molecule: messenger RNA, 4379 nt
Organism: Melopsittacus undulatus (budgerigar)
Lineage: Eukaryota; Metazoa; Chordata; Aves; Psittaciformes; Psittaculidae
Gene: MYOCD
Product: myocardin
Exons: 11
Coding region: 88-2652 (854 amino acids)
Biological process (GO): smooth muscle cell differentiation; cardiac muscle cell differentiation; positive regulation of transcription by RNA polymerase II
Cellular component (GO): nucleus
Molecular function (GO): transcription coactivator activity
Source: RefSeq, a predicted model, not a curated record